GUGAAAUGUCCCUGGACCACUGGAAUAAUUCGAAACGAUAAAGUGCUUUAUCGUAAUUUUUUCCAGAGUGUAAUUCCAUUUGGUUGUCUUCCAAAAAACGUGCACUUACAGCAGUGUGAGGACCCUGUAAAGGGAAACACUUGCCAUUUUUUCUGUUACACAGCGACAGGAUUUUGUCCAUUCGCAAUACAGAAGUUUUAUCAGGUCCUGGAAAGCCCGGGGAGAGGCCAGAGGAAAACUGUUGUUUCCUAUGUUUACACUGGCCUGAUUUUGUCACAGGCAAAUAUUUUCUUUCAGUCCUCAGCAUAGGAUGCACUAUGUGGCAAGUGCUUCCCUGUCUUUUGGCUCGCUGGGCUUGCUUAGACUCUUUGGGACGCCUUGGCCAUGGAGCUUGGCCGCAGGCUUCGGGAUUUACCUGGGCACCGGGGGCUGGCGUUACUUUUACAUUGCAGUCCGUACAGCCAAAAGAGAUCUCAAUGGUCUCUACGUUCUCCUGAGAGUGAAGCUGGCGCUUUGGCACCACAUGCGCAAUGGCCACACUAUUCCCUCCAUCUUCGCCCAGACGGUGGCUUCGCAGCCAGACAAGCCAGCCCUGGUUUACGAAGCCACCGGCGAGUUGUGGACGUUUUCUCAGCUUGACCAGAUCUCUAAUUCUGUGGCUAACUGGGCCUUGAGCCAAGGUUGGGCGUCCGGGGACGUGGUGGCCCUUUUCAUGGAGAGCCGGCCGCUUCAGGUGGCACUGUGGCUUGGCCUGGCUAAAGUGGGCGUGGAGGCCGCGCUCAUCAAUUUCAAUCUGCGCCAUGAUUCGCUCUUGCAUUGCCUAGGCGUGUCCGCAUCACGAGGACUGGUUUUUGGAGCAGAGCUUGCUGAUGCUGUACUUGAGGUGAAGUCUUCUCUUAGUCAGUCUAUGGUACGGUUUUGCACUGGAGAUCUGAGAGUAGAUCAGCUGUCCACUCUAGAUGCUCAGCCUCUGGACUCCAUCUUGGCCACUGCCCCCAACCACCCACCUCCUGUCUCUCAUUCUAAAGGAUUCAAUGAUCGCCUUUUUUACAUUUACACGUCUGGCACGACUGGACUCCCCAAAGCUGCUAUAGUGGUACACAGUCGGUAUUACCGAAUUGCAGCUUUUGGUUACCAUGCCUUCCGGAUGCGCCAAGAUGAUGUUAUCUAUGAUUGCCUACCGCUGUAUCACUCAGCAGGUAAUAUUAUGGGUGUUGGCCAGUGCCUAAUAAAUGGACUAACGGUCGUGGUGAAGAAGAAAUUUUCAGCCAGUCGCUUCUGGGAUGACUGCAUCAAGUACAAGUGCACAGUUGUACAAUACAUUGGGGAGAUUUGCCGCUAUUUGCUCUCGCAGCCCGUGCGGCCGUCAGAGCGAGAGCACCGCGUACGCCUGGCGGUGGGGAACGGGCUCCGGCCUAGCGUGUGGGAGGCUUUCACUGAACGGUUUGGGGUUUCACAGAUUGGCGAGUUCUACGGAGCCACAGAGUGUAACUGCAGUAUUGCCAACAUGGAUGGAAAGGUUGGUGCCUGUGGCUUCAACAGCCGGAUCCUCCCCAAUGUGUACCCCAUUCGCCUGGUAAAGGUGGAUGAAGAGACCAUGGAGCUAGUAAGGGACAAGCAUGGGCUCUGUGUGCCCUGCCGACCAGGGGAGCCAGGGCUGCUUGUGGGAAAGAUUAACCAGCAGGACCCAUUGCGUCGUUUUGACGGAUAUGCCAGUCAUGAAGCUACCAGAAAGAAGAUUGCCCACAAUGUGUUUAAGAAAAAUGACUCUGCCUACCUCUCAGGCGAUGUGCUGGUCAUGGAUGAGUUUGGCUACAUGUACUUCAAGGACCGUAGUGGUGACACUUUCCGCUGGAAGGGCGAGAACGUGUCCACCACAGAGGUCGAGGGAACGUUGAGCGGCCUUCUGGGACAGACAGAUGUAGCCGUGUUUGGGGUAACAAUACCAGGUGUGGAGGGUAAAGCUGGGAUGGCAGCCAUAGCUGAUGCCACGGGGAGUUUUAAGUGUGAGUCUUUCCUGAGAGAGGUUCAGCAGGUCUUGCCUCCAUACGCCCGUCCUGUCUUUCUCCGCAUCUCUCCACAAGUUGACACUACAGGCACCUUUAAAAUUCAGAAGACCAGAUUACAGAGAGAAGGAUAUGAUCCACGUCUCACUGCAGAUAAAAUCUACUUUCUCAACACCAGAGCGGGACGCUAUGAACCCGUGAAUGAAGAACUGUAUAAUGCUAUAGUGGACGGAAGAAUAUCUCUUUGAGAUAGAGAGUUACUUUUACAAGCAGAUGUAUAAGUCAUGGAAUUUCUAGGAGUCAAAGUUACUGGAGACUGGACAGUUACUUUUUAAAGCUGUUUAACACUGUAUGGUUGAGUAAUGCUGCAUUAAGAGGACUUGCGUCCUUAAUCUUUCUUUUUUAUGGAGUCACAGUAGCACCUCCUCGCUAAUGGGAGGCUCUUUUUAGACUCAAGAAGAACAAUGGACCAGGAGAUUCCUGUUUGUUGACAGUAGAGCUCAAAAUAUUCUAAAUUUUAAAAUGGUCAUCCUCAGGUUUGAGGAAAAAUCAAUGCUUGUGGUACAAGUUAGAGUUUGAGUAUCCAGGAGUAAUAUAAUCAGUAGCCUUUGCUUCAAGCUAAAAAAAAAACGAAAACAGAUUAACGUCCUCUGAAAAGAUCAGGAUUUUUUUUUCUUUUUUUUACGUAAAAAAGCACAUGACCAUGAAUUGCCUAUUCGUUUCUAGUCUUGACCCAUUUUAAGCUGUUUUAAGUAAAUCCUAACAGGAAGAAAAACACUGUCGGUGCAAUACCUCAGUCAUCAUAUUUGGAGUUAAAGUAUAGUCUUGAUAAUACAUUGCCAUGUUACACUUGCCAAAUUUAAGUUUUGACAUCUCAGUCAUGUCGUCUUCAUUAUUUGAAUCUGAUGGUUACAUAUGAAAGUUUUAUUUUAACACUUCAUUUUAGUCCUGUUACUCUGAAUCCACGCUCACCUUGGUGUAUAAUGUGCCUUACCCUUUAACACACUUUGAAAUGACUCCCUAUUUGAAUGUAUUAAAGUGGUGUGUUCUUAUAUUCUGAAGAAUAUCAUGGGUGCUUUGGCAUUAAUUAGGGACUUUUAACCCCAAAAUACAAUUGUAGUUCUAUGAUUAAUAUAGGUUGUGGACCUUAACAACGAGUGACU
Chanos chanos (milkfish) is the source of this 3169-nucleotide messenger RNA. RefSeq names its product solute carrier family 27 member 1a (gene slc27a1a). Lineage: Eukaryota; Metazoa; Chordata; Actinopteri; Gonorynchiformes; Chanidae. Bases 311 to 2254 code for a protein of 647 amino acids. Gene Ontology annotation, biological process: long-chain fatty acid import into cell; medium-chain fatty acid transport; long-chain fatty acid metabolic process. The record is from RefSeq and is a predicted model, not a curated record. Gene Ontology annotation, cellular component: mitochondrial inner membrane; endoplasmic reticulum membrane; plasma membrane. Gene Ontology annotation, molecular function: long-chain fatty acid transmembrane transporter activity; oleoyl-CoA ligase activity. The transcript has 13 exons.